AGGCUGGUUAUUUAACAUCUGCCUGAGUGUGGAGACAGCACUGUCGAAGGCUCCUGCUCAAGACAAUGAAACUUCUCAAUUACGCUCUGGUCUAUCGCCGCCUUCUCCUCGUGGUUCUCAGUGUGUUGGUUUUAUUACCGCUCCCCCUCAUCGUCCGCACCAAGGAAGCAGAAUGCGCCUACGUCCUCUUUGUUGUUGCCCUUUUGUGGAUCACAGAAGCCUUGCCCCUGUCAAUUACAGCUCUACUGCCUGGCUUAAUGUUCCCCGUGUUUGGGAUCAUGCCUUCCACGCAUGUGGCUUCUGCUUAUUUCAAAGAUUUUCACCUUCUGCUAAUUGGAGUCAUCUGUUUAGCAACAUCAAUAGAAAAAUGGAAUUUGCAUAAGAGGAUUGCUCUGAGGAUGGUGAUGAUGGUGGGUGUGAAUCCAGCUUGGCUGACGCUGGGCUUCAUGAGCAGUACUGCCUUCUUAUCCAUGUGGCUUAGCAACACCUCCACCGCUGCCAUGGUGAUGCCCAUCGUGGAGGCCGUGGCGCAGCAGAUCAUCAGUGCUGAAGCAGAGGCCGAGACCACUCAGAUGACUUAUUUCAAUGAAUCUGCAGCCCAUGGACUGGAAGUUGAUGAAACAGUUAUUGGACAAGAAACAAAUGAAAGUAAAGAGAAAACAAAACCAGCUCCAGGAAGCAGUAAUGACACAGCAAAAGUUUCAAGCAAGAUGGAGACAGAAAAGAACUUAUCCACAGGACCAAAAUACCGGUCAAAGAAAGACCACAUGAUGUGUAAACUCAUGUGUUUGUCUAUUGCUUACUCUUCAACCAUUGGCGGGCUGACCACAAUCACGGGGACCUCCACCAACCUGAUCUUCGCCGAGCAUUUCAAUACACGCUACCCCGAGUGUCGCUGCCUCAACUUUGGAUCCUGGUUUUCGUUUUCCUUCCCGAUUUCUAUUAUUCUUCUACUCUUGUCCUGGAUCUGGCUUCACUGGCUUUACUUAGGAUUCAACUUUACGGAGAUGUUCAAGUGUGGCAAAACCAAAACAGUCAAAGAAAAAGCUUGUGCUGAAGUGAUCAAGCAAGAAUAUGAAAAACUUGGACCAAUGAGGUAUCAAGAAAUCGUGACCUUGGUAAUCUUCAUAAUAAUGGCUCUGCUCUGGUUCAGUAGGGAUCCUGGCUUUGUCACUGGUUGGUCGGUCCUGUUUUCAAAGUACCCUGGUUUUGUUACAGAUUCAACUGUUGCUUUAGUUACAGGACUACUUUUCUUUGUAAUUCCAGCGAAGAAAUUGACAAAAACUACAUCUACAGGAGAAAUUGUUGCUUUUGAUUACACUCCCCUGAUUACUUGGAAAGAGUUCCAGUCAUUCAUGCCGUGGGACAUAGCCAUUCUGGUGGGCGGAGGCUUUGCCCUGGCAGAUGGCUGUCAGGUAUCAGGACUAUCUAGCUGGAUAGGAAGUAAAUUAUCUCCUUUAGGUUCAUUACCAGUUUGGCUAAUAAUUCUGAUAUCUUCUUUGAUUGUCACCUCUUUGACGGAGGUAGCCAGCAACCCAGCUACCAUCACUAUUCUUUUCCCAAUAUUAUCUCCCUUGGCUGAAGCCAUUCAUGUGAACCCUCUUCAUAUUUUGCUGCCUUCUACGCUUUGUACCUCAUUUGCAUUCCUUCUGCCAGUUGCAAAUCCACCCAAUGCUAUUGUCUUUUCAUAUGGCCACCUGAAAGUCAUUGACAUGGUUAAAGCUGGACUCGGAGUAAAUAUCCUGGGUGUUGCUGUGGUAAUGCUGGGCAUAUCCACCUGGAUAGCACCCAUGUUGAACCUGCACGAGUACCCCUCCUGGGCUCCUGACGUAGUUAAUCAGACCAUGCCAUGACAAACAUGAACAAGUUCACGGGGACUUGCGGACCGGCUGAGAAUUCAGUGUAAGAAGCAGCUGUGUAUAUGUGACCCGCGUAAGCCACAGAUUCUGCCGCUGCAGCUGCGGAGCAUGCUCCGCACUUGUCACAAUACAGAGUCCAUGUGUCUUCUGAAAUACAAAGAGCCUCUACAUGCCUUUAUCCAGAAACUGAAGGUUGAGAUGGUGUUGGCAGACCAUCUGAAUACUCUUCUCCACUAAAAGAAAAAACAAGAAGAAAGAAAGAGAAGAUGCUUAGUGAUCCUCAGAGAAGUUAGGCCACAUUCCCCGCAUCUUAAACUUGGAGAUCAAUGUAACAUUUCAAAUGCCAGUUUAUUAUUUGAAAAGCUUCUUAUAAAAGUGAAAACAAAAUAAAAUAUAAAAGUAAA
Molecule: messenger RNA, 2263 nt
Organism: Psammomys obesus (fat sand rat)
Lineage: Eukaryota; Metazoa; Chordata; Mammalia; Rodentia; Muridae
Gene: Slc13a1
Product: solute carrier family 13 member 1
Exons: 15
Coding region: 66-1853 (595 amino acids)
Biological process (GO): monoatomic anion transmembrane transport
Cellular component (GO): membrane
Molecular function (GO): sodium:sulfate symporter activity
Source: RefSeq, a predicted model, not a curated record